Molecule: messenger RNA, 4830 nt
Organism: Mizuhopecten yessoensis (Yesso scallop)
Lineage: Eukaryota; Metazoa; Mollusca; Bivalvia; Pectinida; Pectinidae
Product: vacuolar protein sorting-associated protein 13B-like
Exons: 17
Coding region: 19-4167 (1382 amino acids)
Source: RefSeq, a predicted model, not a curated record
AGUGCACUUCUGGUCAGUAUGGAGGGUGUUGUCUGUCUACUUGACCCGGCUCUGAUCAACUGGUUCUCUUACGAUCCACACAACAAUGUGAAGCUCUCCAAUCAGGGAAGGGAGACCGUGACAUUGGACGCAUCUCUUGUGAAAGCCACGCUGCCCUUGAAGACAAACACAUCUCAAGUUUCCCUGGCCUCCUCUGGCUCAGUAACACCGAACACGGAGUCACUCAGACAGACACAGACAAACACCGAUACACCCACUGUCACACACACGCGCUCCACCGCACAUGUGCCCACCACCCAGGGUGAGGAAGGUCAAAAGGUCAAGGAGGGAACAGAUGGAGGUGAUGACCUUUCAAACAAACUAGCCACCUUAUUCCCAUUCAUUCGAAUGCUGCAAGUCCAGGUGGACAUCAAGAGUUGCUGUGUGUUCGUAAACAAGACAUCGAUGACAGUUCCAGAGCCAAGUGUUUAUAUCCCACAGAACUUCCUGUCUGCUCUCCAGCAGGGCGUGGUCCCAGGAACGGUGGUCAUCUGUCUCCCCCACCUACAUGUGGUCAGUUCAGGGGUCAAACAGGUGCACCCCUUACAGGAAAUCCCAAUAACCUCCAUGGACGGAUCUCUUGUUGGUGAGAAGUUGCCAUGGAUAAUGAGCUUGAAGAACUUCAGCAUAUACACCCUACUGUCCAGAACAGCAGUCUUCUCCAUCCUCAAACCGGUGUCGGUCAACUGUACAGUGGCAGUCAGUACCAAGUAUUCUCCACCCACCUCAGAUGUCAUCUCGGCUCUCGGACUUUGUCUCCACACUGACAUGAGGAGUGUUACACUGGCAUGCUCUAAACAACAGGUCCAGUUAUGUACUUCUACUGGGAUUUGGCUAAAUACUCUCCUCAAGCGAGGAUUUGCCCUCACUAAAAGUCUCUUGAGGCCAGAAAAGGUGAAGGUCACACUGACCCCAAGGUCAGACAUGAAGGAGACAAGGAACCCACCAAGCCUCCAGAGAGACCAGCCAAACAUGGCCGCCAUCACAGAAGAUGUUGAGCAGACAGAGACAGGAACAUCAGGAGAGCUCACAUCAAGGGACACCACUCCUAUUCGAGACCUUCUCAUGAAGGAUAUGCCAGAAAAUGGAGUGAAGCUAUCGUUAUGGUUACAGUGGACAUUACCGAAGUUUGAAAUACGGUUUUAUAGACAGAGAGAAGGACAGGGACAAGAUACCAAGGUUACCGUGGUGAUGGAAGACCUGACAACUUCUGUUGAUGUGGAAGCAAUCUACGCCAAGGUCAAGGUCACAUGUGGUGGAUGUUGUAUACAUCAUUAUAAUAGAAACCAUCAGAGUGCAAAGCCUACAAGCUGGUCUAAAGGGGAAAACCUUGGAAUCUUGAUGAGUUCCCAAAAGGAACUGGCCAGUGACAUUCACGUCGUAUCAAACAAGGUGUGGUCAUGUGACUCACAGACCUCACCUACUCACACCUUCAUGAUUGGAGAGUCAAAAACAAGGGAGGUAAACCGCCGUUUUAUUAAUCUCACCUUCACGCGGGCCUUGUGCAAAAAUGUGAAACAAAAAUUACGAAAAAUAAAUGCUGACUUAGUUGGUGUACAGGAAGUUGGGAGUGAAGUGGCAAAUGAACUUUAUUUCCAUAAACAUAUCUCUGAGGUGUGUCUCAGUCUGGAGCCGUGCGAUUUUGUGUUCAAUAUUCCAGCUCUUCUAACAGUGGCAGAUUGUUUCGCUGUUUCUAGUGUCAAAAAUUCUGGAUCAUUACCUAAGAGUUCAACUCCUAAUCUGGUUGCUGGAGAGCCGAACUUUGCUCCCAUGGUGACGUCUAGCCUUCUUCCUCUUCUCUAUGUUGAUAUGGCCAGCAUACGAGUGUUCAUGCCUGUUAAACAUUCCACUGGUCCUGAUCUCGCAUCUCGGGUAGAAAAAGACAACAAAUUUACGAGUACAGUGGAUCAUGAUUUAAUUGUGGGGUUCAUACACUCAAUUGCUGUCACCCCACAAGCAGACAACCCGUUGCCACGUUAUGCAGUGGAGAAAGAACUGUAUAGCCGAGCAAUGCAUCAUGGGAUAGAUAGAGUGCCAGGUUCUUCAAUCGAGAACCGACAAUACCAAAUGGAAUUCAAAGGACUAUCACUCUGCACAGGGUGCUGGUCAGAUUUUGUGGACAGACAAACAAGUGGGGAGCAGUCAGACAUUGCUACACCUACUAUACAGAUUCCAGCUCUGGAGUGGAACACCCUACUCAAACCAGAGAAACAGAAGAUGGACAUACAGCUAGUCCCCCUCGUGGCAAGUCUGGAUAUGAAAAUAGUGGCUGCACCAGCUAUCACUUACACACCUAAGGAGGAUAGUCAGAUUCCAAUAUUAGUCUGUGGUCACACAAUCGAACUCAAUGCUUCAAGUGACAUAGACUUUUUUAUCAGCACCAAUCAAGUCCAUCUUCUGGAAUGCUGGAUUAGCCAAUCAAAAGUAGUGUUACUGCCACCAAAGAUACAAAAACCAGAUGAUGAAAUGGACAAGGUUGAUGAGAUUAAAUCAGAUCACAUGACCUAUGAUAGCGGCAUUGGGAGUGAGAGUUCGGCCUUAAUCUUACUGAAAGGAGUUUCUCCCAUUCCCUUACACCACAUGGCAACCCUAGAACAUGUUCAAAGUCCCAAGUUUGUGAACCCGUUUGACCUACUGUUGACAGCGGGUCGAAUUUCUUGCACUGUAUACACACACAAACUUCUAAAGGAGGAUUAUCACGCCAACAAGACUCAGGACUGCAGAGAUGAUGCCGACUCACCAGGAAACAAGUCCUCUCCACAGGAAGGGUCGGAGUCUGAGAGAAACAGAUCUUCAUAUUCUUUUCUGAAUAUUCAUGAUGUGUACCGGGACACUGAAAAGGUCAUAAGGUCAGGGAGCUGUGUGAUCCAGCCCUUUCUGUAUGUAUACUUCUCCCAACCGCACACAGUUCUGAAGUGCCACCAUGUGGAACAGACGUUUGAAAUGUCAUGCUACGAUAUCCUGAUAAAGGGAGCUGCAUCAAAUCUGAUUGAAGCAGAUGAUAAGAAAAUCAUUCCAGACUGUUCCGAUUUCCAACUUUACUGGAUAGAGACAAGGGCAGGGAAACCACACCCUAAAACGGGUAUACCACCUAGCCUCUACACCCUCAGGGUCAACAACUUCCUCAAGGACACAGCAGCUUGCAUCAACCUGAAGGUGGAACGUCCCUUAAAGGUGAAUCUCAGUGAGGAGAAACUUGAUCAGGUGCAGCAGUUUAUAGAGGACUUGCUGUUGUCAAACAGGAAACAAGAGCAGGAAGCAGAGGUCAAGGACCAAGUGGCGAGCUGGAAAUCUCAAGUUCAAGGUCACCAACCGGACCUUUUCCAUGUGGUGUUAGGUAAACUUGAAAGAUUGGAACUACAGACAGAACAAAUAGUAGUAUCCAUGGAAACGGGAACCGAUUUCAAGAAUUCUGGGAUUAUAGGUUGUGUUGAUGGAACGAGGCUGGAGAUGGGUCUCGAUCAAGUCAGCACAGGCAGUAUAGAGAGUGUUGAAGCGUAUUUACUGCUGAAGGACAUCAAAGUGUUGAGUGUGUACGAGAAACAGUCACAGACUCUUCUCCACCCAUGCACUGUCACAGUGGACGCCGUCAUGGAAUGGUACAAGAACUCUGAUUGGCAGUCGCACAUCUCUACAAUGUCGGCUACCAUAACAACAGGUCUUGUGACAGUUACUCUUGGUCAAGAGCAUUUCAUGUGUUUUACAAGCCUACAAGAACAGCUGAAGAGGAUGUUAAAGAAAAACCGAAAGGCCAAGGGAAAAUUUCCUUAUAAAGAAAGUUCAACGUCAAAAACAAAAGAAACAAAAAUGGAAAAGGAUGAGGAUCUGAUCCUGGAGCAGACUACUGAUGAUCUGCGAUCAGGACAGUUUCAGUAUGUCCAAAAUCCAGAUCCUGAUGUGGAGGCUGGUUCAGGGGAGAUAACUUUUUGUAGUCGUGACAGUGCUGGGAACAGCUUGAUGACAUGGUGUUAUGACGAGCCAAGAGUUAUCUCCCAUGUUAGCUUUACGCCAAUUCCUUUUAACGUGCCCCGCGAAGUCAGGGCCAUGGGGGAGUCAGGAACACUGAUCCCCUGUACCCUCCAGUACCAGGACACGGCUGCUCAUCCCUCUGUGUCUGGUUCUCACUGAUGUAUUUCUUCCCUUAGAUCUCCUGUACCCUCCAGUACCAGGACACGGCCACUCAUCCCCCUGUGUCUGGUUCUCACUGAUGUGUUGGUUCCCUUAGAUCCCCUGUACCCUCCAGUACCAGGAAACGGCCACUCAUCCCCCUGUGUCUGGUUCUCACUGAUGUUUUUGUCCCCUUAGAUCCCUGUUCCCUCCAGUACCAGGACACGGCCACUUAUCCACAUGUGUCUGGUUCUCACUGAUGUGUGUAUUGGUUCCCUUAGAUCCCCUGUACCCUCCAGUACCAGGAAACGGCCCCUCAUCCCCCUGUGUCUGGUUCUCACUGAUGUGUUGGUUCCCUUAGAUCCCCUGUCCCCUCCAGUACCAGGACACGGCUACUCAUCCCCCUGUGUCUGGUUCUCACUGAUGUGUGUCUUUGUUCCCUUAGAUCCCCUGUCCCCUCCAGUACCAGGACACGGCCACUCAUCCCCCUGGGUCUGGUUUUCACUGAUGUAUUUCUUCCCUUAGAUCCCCUGUACCCUCCAGUACCAGGACACAGCCACUCAUCCCCCUGUGUCUGGUUCUCACUGAUGUAUUUCUUCCCUUAGAUCUCCUGUACCCUCUAGUACCAGGACAUGGCCACUAAUCCCCCUGUGUCUGGUUCUCACUGAUGUAUUGGUUCCCUUA